Messenger RNA from Phaethon lepturus (White-tailed tropicbird), 1236 nucleotides. Its product is annotated as NAD(P) transhydrogenase, mitochondrial-like. Lineage: Eukaryota; Metazoa; Chordata; Aves; Phaethontiformes; Phaethontidae. Gene Ontology annotation, biological process: NADPH regeneration; proton transmembrane transport. The annotation marks the transcript as partial. The record is from RefSeq and is a predicted model, not a curated record. Gene Ontology annotation, molecular function: NAD binding; NADP binding. Gene Ontology annotation, cellular component: mitochondrial inner membrane. The transcript is spliced from 9 exons.
GUGAGGGCUCCUAUAUAUAACUCGGCUCUAGGUGUACAUGAGGCAGAUCUUUUUAAGACAGCGGCUACCCUGAUUAGUUUUAUCUACCCAGCACAAAAUCCAGACCUCCUGAAAAAACUUGCAGAACAAAAGGCUACCGUCUUGGCUAUGGAUCAGGUUCCAUGGGUCACCAUUGCUCAGGGAUAUGAUGCACUCAGUUCCAUGGCCAACAUUGCUGGUUACAAGGCUGUAGUACUGGCAGCAAAUCACUUUGGUCAAUUUUUCACGGGUCAGAUCACAGCUGCUGGUAAAGUUCCUCCAGCAAAGGUCUUGAUCAUUGGAGGAGGAGUUGCUGGUCUGGCUUCUGCAGGAGCAGCUAAAUCAAUGGGUGCAGUUGUUCGUGGAUUUGAUACGAGAGCUGCAGCUCUGGAACAGUUCAAGUCUCUUGGUGCUGAGCCUUUGGCAGUAGACUUAAAGGAAUCUGGAGAGGGACAAGGUGGUUAUGCUAAAGAAAUGUCCAAAGAAUUUAUUGAAGCUGAAAUGACACUCUUUGCCAAACAGUGCCAAGACAUUGAUAUUAUCAUCACUACAGCACUUAUUCCAGGCAAAAAAGCUCCCAUCUUGUUUAAGAAAGAUAUGAUUGAAUCAAUGAAGGAAGGUUCAGUUGUUGUGGAUUUAGCAGCAGAAGCAGGGGGAAACAUUGAGACCACAAAGCCUGGAGAAAUGUAUGUUCAUAAGGGUGUUACACACAUUGGCUACACAGACAUGCCUAGCAGAAUGGCUACUCAGGCCAGUACUCUGUAUUCCAAUAAUAUUAUCAAACUUCUAAAGGCUAUUAGUCCUGACAAAGAGAACUUCUACUUCGAUCCAAAAGAUGAAUUUGAUUAUGGGACUCUGGAUCAUGUUAUUAGAGGAACUGUAGUAAUGAAGGAUGGCAAGGUGAUUUUCCCAGCACCUCCACCAAAUAAUAUUCCCCAAGGAGCCCCUGUGAAGCAGAAGACUGUAGCAGAGCUGGAAGCGGAAAAAGCAGCUACUAUUACACCUUUUAGAAAAACUAUGACUAGUGCAUCUGUAUACACAGCAGGUUUAGUGGGCAUGUUAGGACUGGGCAUCAUAGCUCCUAAUACUGCUUUCACACAAAUGGUGAUGACGUUUGGCCUAGCUGGAAUAGUGGGGUACCAUACAGUAUGGGGUGUGACUCCCGCUCUUCACUCUCCACUCAUGUCAGUGACUAAUGCUAUCUCUGGCUUGUCCUCC